This is a messenger RNA of Bolinopsis microptera, 1077 nucleotides long. RefSeq lists its product as uncharacterized. The record is from RefSeq and is a predicted model, not a curated record. NCBI's taxonomy places the organism in Eukaryota, Metazoa, Ctenophora, Tentaculata, Lobata, Bolinopsidae. The transcript is spliced from 7 exons. The coding region runs from base 25 to 504 and encodes 159 amino acids.
UACUAUAUAACAAAUAAUUUGAGGAUGGGGCAAUGUAUAGGAAUGUGCUGCCCGCCUCCAGAUGACGACUCUGGAAUUGCAUCAGAAUCGUCUCCUUUACUGGGAAGAGCUGAUGAUCGCUCUAGAAUAUUGCCAGUAGAUGUUGAUUUGAAUUACCCCCGCGAUGAUUCAGAACAAAGCAAAUUGGAUAAAAUAGUCAGAAGUACCGCUACAGCGUUUGUUGAUAUCAACUCUGACAGAGAUGUCAGCAUUGGAACUACAAGAGAUAAGGAAUCUAUCUAUCAAUCAACGCUUGCGUCUCUGCCGAAACAAGAAACGAACGCCAUACUACCGGAUUGUGGAACUGAGGAUGCGAGUGAAGUGUUUUCUAAAACUUCGGUUACUCAGACUGAUAUAAACCAGAUCGAAAAACAAGCUGAACAAGCUGACACCUCAAUGGGGGGCUUCAGAAUAACAAGUGAGGAAAGCCUGGUCGAAGACUUCAAUAAUACGCCUAAAUAUUGAAAACUUCUCUUUUUUCAACUUAAAUUGAUUAUUGUGUAAUUUAUAUUGUAAAGCCUACGAUCGUUUUCCACGAGCCCCUGAUUUUGUUUUAGCAAAGAUUUUUAUUACUUUUUAUAAAAUGAAAUACUGAAAUAUAUCUGUUUGAAGUUUUCUAUUCUCCAUUCUUGGUAGAAUUUAAAAGGAACAAUUAUAAAGUUCUACACAAUUUGUGCUGUGUAACGAAAAUAGUUCUAUGAAACUUUCUGUUAAAGAUAGUGUUAAUUACCCAAGGUUGCUUAAAGAUUAAUACCAAUUGUAAUUGGAGGCAUGGUCACUUUGUAUGAUAACCAAAUUAAACAUGUCUUACCUGAUGAUCAGUUCAAAGUGCAUGCUCCAUGCAUGCACAGCUAUGUGAUAUAUUUUGAGAAUUUGAUUGAACAUUUAAUUGGGUUUGUUUCGAGUUUUUCAACUCUGGACCACUCUUGGUUUUGGUUUACCUUCGGUGUUGAAGUUUAAAUUAAAUGAGAUGUAAGAAGUCGAUAUGUACGGAAUGGCUUGCUAUUGCUAAUUGAUUGAUUAUUUGAUGUUUGUUAA